CGCCAUUUUGUUAGUUUAAACCAGAAGUGGACCGUCGUCGACCAAUUGUCUUGUACGAAAACAGGUUUUAACAAGCUAUGCCCAUAUAAACUGGUAAUUUCUAAGUUUUAUUUGUGUUAAUUAUGUAUUUCAGUAAAUGUAAACGGUGUCGUACGCUUGCUAAGUAGCAGGCGUUAACGUUGAUAUAAUUAUCUUGGUCGAGCUGGUUUAGCUCAUAUCUUUAGCCAAUUUAAUGUAAGUCUUGGUGAAUCAUGAUAAUGGUACGUUAAUUCAAGCAAUUUUAUCUUAGGACCUUUAUAUCAAUUAUCCGUAGUUUGAAAUGGUAUCAAAUAUAUUCUGUUUAGGCUAGUCAGAGUUGUCUUAACAUACUUCGUUUUCAGCGAAGCAAACUCGGCCCUGUUGUGGUUAGGCUUGCUUUGUUAACCAUUUAGCUACUUAACAUUGUGUAGCUUGUUGCUUUCCCUAUAUUUUUAGUAGCAUUCUACACUGAAUUAUUCAUUUCUAUUGUAAAGUAAACGUGAUGUACUAUGCAACAUGUUUAGUUGGCUAGCUGCAGUAGUUUUUCUCAGAAACUCGAAUACAUAUCUUGGCUACAUUUACGUUGCAUUUUCAAGUAGAACAAGUUUAAUCACGAGUAAUCGACCAGGUCUUUCAAGUUUCAAUUUGUCAUGUUAUGAUAAAUGCUUCAUAAAGAUUGCAAAAGGUUUAAAGAUGUCAUGCACAUAAUUUCGAAGUCAAAACCUUUUGCAAUGGAACAAGAAGAGACGAAAUCAAUUUGGGGAAUCGUCUAUGAAAAAUUAAAUUUGGUCAAGAUAGACAUGCUUAAAUCAGUGCUUGCUUCAGAAUAUGUUGAUACACAAUGUCUGUUUGAGCUAAAAGUUAAAAAUCAACUUGCCAAAAUGUGUAAUUUCUGUGUGUCUUGACGCUUGAAUGUAUACUCUAUAUUUUAUUAAUCUCUCACUCGUUUACCCACGUUGUCAAGUAUGUGGGGAGUGUUUUGCUUUCUUUUUAAAGGUUAUACAGGAAUUUCUCCUACAGCCCUGGGGAUAACUGGAUUUGGAUAGAGGCCAACUCAUGGAGAAAUAUCUUCUCUGAAGAUUGGCACUUUUUAAUAUCCCCCACAGAUAUUUUUCCCUUUCACAUUGGAUGUUUUUUUUUCCCUUUUUUGAAAAUUAAACUUUUACCCAAUUUAGAUGCCCUCACCUAUCUUCAAAUUGCCACAAUGGGUGUGAAGAAAUAGAAGACCCCUCUUCCCAUUCCUACACACACAGACACAACUUCAAGGUUUUCAUUCCUGCACUCCCUGGCUCUCACCUCCAACAUUUAGCUGGAAGAUUUUUAUGCCCUCACCAAACAAUUGUUGUGUUUUUUUUUUUUUUUUUAAUUUAUUAUUGAGGAUUAGAAAAGGACUUUUCAUGGCCGUUUUACUUGUUACAAAGCAGCCUAAGACGAGCAAGUUUCUCAGUGACGAAAGCCUCUCUCGUACUGUUCGCUCUAAACUCAUCGGUCAAGUGUUCCUUCUGGACCAUUACAGCUUAGAGACAACCAAGAAGUAGUUCACCUGGUGGAGACGUCCCCAGCAGGAAGACGCAAUCAGCGGCGCAUUCUUGUUGCACUUAAGGAAACACCAGAGGGCCUCGUAGCAGCACUUGAAGAACUUGCGACUGGCAAGAGUGUUCCCUGGCUAUGACCAGCAUGAGCAAUAAAGGAGAUGAUUGCUAUUUCUACUAUUAUUCAACAUGCACUAAGGGUGAUACUUGUCCUUUCCGUCAUUGUGAGGCUGCCAUGGGUAAUGAGACUGUCUGCAGUCUUUGGCAGGAGAACCGUUGCUUUCGCAAUGUGUGUAAAUUCCGUCACAUGGAAAUAAAGAAAAACCGCAAAGAAAUCCCUUGUUACUGGGAAAAUCAGCCAGGUGGAUGCCAGAAGUUUCACUGUGCAUUUCACCAUGAGAAGCCACGUUUCAUUGAUGGCCUUUUUGUUGCUCCAGACAAAGGGCCUGUGAUGAGGAAGGAGAAAGAAGAAGAAACUCCACAGGACGACCAUGUUUUGUCUGCUUCUGCCAACAUUACCAGCACCACCAACCCACAGCUCAGGGGAGUCAUCAAGGUGGAGACUCAAGAGAGCGUCCCCAGUCCCACCCACCCACCAGUAGUCAUUAAUCCUGUGGACGAUGAGGAUGAUGAAGAUGACCAGUUUUCUGAAGAGGGAGAGGAAGCUUCUGGUGUCUCUCCAAAGAAACUGCUGAGCUCCAAUAGAGAAUCCAGAAACGUCAGUGGCUGGAUGAAAGAUGCAAGAGUCUGUCUGGAUCCCAGAAACUCACUCAGCUUUUAUGCACACACACUGAUUACAAGCAAACAGAUCACAGAUGAGUCGCUGAACUUUGGUGUCAAAACACUGGAGGAGAUCAGGUUGGGGAAAGCGCUGAAGGCUAGUCUAAACAAAUUAGGUCAUCCCUUUUUGCAAGGCCCUGAUGGUCUCACCGCAGCAAAACAGUGUAGCAGCAGAACUGGCACAGAAGAAGAAACUAUUCAGUCGGUCACAUUGGCAGCAGUCAUCACUACCAGUGAGUCUCCUGCUUUGGAGGACUUCAGAAAAAAGAAAAUUACUGACAGGCUUGGAAAAAGAUUUGAUGAAGAUAUACUUGUGGAAGGUGGUCUACGGCUGAAAGGGUCCCUUGCUAAGCGCCUUGGUGGAUUUGUUGACUCCACUGAGAAUAAAAUUGAUAUGCUUCCCCAGAAAGUUAAAAUUCUGAGACCAGUGCGUGAAAGACUUGGAACAGCCCCUGUUAUCACUGCACCCAAGUCACCAAACAGUGAGUCAAAGCCUUCAAAUGAGAUCCGAAUCAAAACUCUUGAGGAGAUUCGUCAGGAAAAGGCGGCUAAAUCUCAGAUGCAGUGCAAAGUAGUCAAAGUUGUCACUGGGGCACCUACAAAUGCAUCACCUUCCACUAAAAGAGAUAAGCCUGUCAGUGGUCCUACUAUAAAGACUUUCUCAGAGAUCCUACAUGACAAGAAAAAACUCCAGGAAACGAAAUUGGUGCCUCAUCAAGGUAGUACUAGUACUGAGAAAACCGAGGGCCCUAUAAAUACUGGAGUGAUCAAAUUGACCGCCCAGUCAGCAAAGAUCAAAGUUAAGACACUUGAAGAGAUUCGUAAAGAAAAAGCUGACAGAAUGCAAGCAAAGACUCAGGACACCACAAAUAAUGCCUGUACUUCAAGUGAUGCAGUCCCAAAAAGACGACUCAUUCGUGUUGGCAAGACUGGAGGAGCUGUCAACAUCAGAUCUCAAAAAGUGCAAGAUUCUGAGAAGGUGGAUUGCAUUGAAGAGUACACUAGCGCCUCCAUUCAGGAUGUAACAGUAAAGAGCUUUGCGGAGAUCAUGCGAGAGAAAAGGCUUCGCAAGCAGCAGGAGCAGGCCGCAUCUGCUGUUGAGCCUGAGCAAGCUGCCCAGAAACCAAUCGCAGUACUUUGUGAAAAGUCUCCUACUGUCAUCAGACCAGGAUUAAGCCUCCAGGCAAAUUCAUCCAUACAACAAGGAAUAAGUCAUCAGGCCUCCUCUCCUGUCCCUUUUGUAGUACCCCAGAGGAAGUCUCCAGAGAUGCAGAAUAAGGAGAACUCUCUUACCAUAAGUCCUAAGAAAUCCAAGUCAUCCACUUCAGUGGCACUUCCUGUGCAAGUGUCAGAGAUGGCAGAUUCUUUAGGCCAACAUUCACAGGAGGCACACUGGGAGAAUGCUCAAGCAGUCACCAAGAUGCCCCCAAGCAAAGCAGCAGAAUUAAAAGUGAGGCCCAAACUGAAUGUAAAGCCAUCAGUGAUGAAGCCAGCUGCUCAGGUGAAACCUGGCCAGAAAAGGAAAGCUGCAGGCAUCCAUUGCUCUGCUGUUGCUGCAGUGAAACCUCUUAAUGCAGUCCCUGCUUCUGAUGUUGAACCACCAUGCAAGCAGACUCAGUUGUCUGUAUCAUCCUGCUGCUUAGAAGUUGAAGCCAGGGUGCAACAGGUAUCAUCUGUUGCUGAGCAGUGCUCGCCUGAGCCCCUUUCUGUUCCACAUAGCCCCGUCAUUAAGACUCCCACCCAAACUCGGCCACGUCGGGCAAGUGUGGCUUCUGCACGUGCCACUGUUUCUGCUGGAAACUCCUCCACACUGGAUGACUUUGAGGAUCUGUUGGAUGAAUUUACUGAUGACAGGCUGGAAGACGAGAUUGAGUUGGACCCAGGCAAAGGCGAGGAUGACCUUUUGUUGGAGCUUUCUGAGAUGAUUGACAGCUAAGCUUGAUCUCAGGGAAUACUUGUUCUUCACUGAGUUAUGCCAAGCCCUUCGAAACACUCGACUUUUUGAGCUGAAGCUUUUUUUUUUAAAUAAAACCUGGAUCAAUGUUUGUUUUCUUUAAUGUUGAGUAAAGGUUAGCUUGCCAUUUAUUUUUCUGUUCUAUUUUUGAUUAUUUAAAUAUUUUAAAUAUUACAUUUCUGCAUAUAUUCAGUAAAAUUUACUUCAAUAUUAAUGGCUGUUAUAAAGAUCUUGAAAUUCAUUGAGCCAUUCAUACUAUACAUUUGUGGUUUAUAGUAUCUGAUUAGUUUCAAGUUCUUUGUACUAUUCAACAAAUCAUGUAAUAUUAAUGCAGAAAGUGUUCAUUUGUAUACUGUGUAUGCUUUGGAAAGCUAAAAGAUGAUCGAGGGCCAGGAAAACAAGUGAUUUCUUAAAUCAGUGCUCUCAUUCAUGUGAAUUAAUUUUCUAUUUGAAAUUGGAUUUGUGAAAUCUUUGACUGUGGAUGGUUUGUUCUUUUAAUGAAUUGUUUGUGAUGGUAUAGAUUUGUUUUCAGGAUUUAUACUUCCAGGCCUACUAUAUCUUGUUGCAUAUAUUUUGCUCUACAUAAGCCUAAUGUUUGAUCCAUAUUUCCUGUUAAAGUAAUUCAUGAGAGAUUGUGUUCCCCUUUCACACUCUUUUUACUCUUUGUAAAGGUUCUCAGGGACUGUUUUAGCUUUCCAAAUGUUUUUACCUGUGGUUCAUUUAAGUACUUAUUCAACUAGAGGUCCCUCUCUCUGUACUGCUGGUAGUUACUCCUUGACCUCAAGAUGACUGUUUUAACCUAGGUUUUCAAAUAGGAUUAUACAUUUGGCAUCAUGGUUGGUUUCAUUAAAAUGUUUCUGUAAUUAAUUUUAUUUGACAUUUGUGUAGCGUUUGCAUUUUCCAGUUUUUUUUUUUUUUUUUGAAGGUAAUCGUUGCCUUUCACGGGAGCAUGUUGGUGCAACAGCUAGCAUUGAUGCCUACAAACUGUGUGGAAUUUAACAUUCUCCCUAUGCCAGAGUAGGUUUCAGAUGGAUAAGUGAUUCUAAAUUGCCCUAAAAUGGAAAGUCUGUUUUUGUUGUACUGGCAUCUCAUCCAGAGUUUUUAGGAUUGCCACUGUAUCCACAACACUGUCAAUGUAAGGUUAUACUUGCUCAGUAUUUUGCAGUUAUUUUCAAAAUAUUAUUUAUGAAAUAUGUUGACAAUAAAACUGACUCCAAAUUA
Molecule: messenger RNA, 5505 nt
Organism: Neoarius graeffei (lesser salmon catfish)
Lineage: Eukaryota; Metazoa; Chordata; Actinopteri; Siluriformes; Ariidae
Gene: zc3h11a
Product: zinc finger CCCH-type containing 11A
Exons: 17
Coding region: 1687-4266 (859 amino acids)
Molecular function (GO): metal ion binding
Source: RefSeq, a predicted model, not a curated record